CUGGAAGAAUUUGAACCUGUCAGACUGGUGUGUAACUUGGACACAAACUGUAUACAGUUGAUGGAUGACUACUUGACGUGCACAUUUCUUCAGGCAUUCGUGAAAAUAAGUCAUCAUAAAUAACAAGACCAAAGUGGAGAUGAAAUUACUGAAGGCAUUUAGAUUCAUCGUUCUCCUUCUUCUGGCUGGAUACAUCUUUUGUCUGAAUAAGGACUACACGCCAUCUUUCAACUCCUUUUUCAAAGAGCUGACAGUGAGACAACGAUCCCACAGUCAUGCCAGAGAGAAAAGAGCUGCCGGAGAUUGUUUUCCAGAAAAUUGCUCCAAAAUAAAUGUAGACAUUUUCCUCUCAAUGGACACUCCAAACAAUGCCGAGGCAAUAGAGUUCAUUAAUGUACUGAGGGGUGCUGUGGAAAAUGUCAUUUUACCAUUGCAUAUCAUAGAUGAAUUAGUGCUGGGAAGCGUAAAUUUGACCACAGCCUGCUAUCCUAACUCGACUGGAGGACAUCAGUGUCAUUGUGAGGAUCAGUUGUUAUGGUCAAGUGACAUUUGUGACACUUACGGUGCAUGCAGCAAUGCCAGCACACAAAACUGCGACUGCAUAAAUGGAAUUCCAAAUGGCCAGUUCUGUGAACCAAGUAUCAUUACACUUCCCACACCACUAAUGACAGCUUCAGUAAUCACUGUUAUCAAAAUACGCACGUUAAAAACUGAGCCAACAAACCUUAUUCAACAACUAAGAGAAGCUGUGGAUAUCGUAUUACAAUUCAACGCCACGACUGAUUUAAUAGUGACAAGCUUAAAUCUGACCACAGUCUGCUAUACAAAUUUCAAUGGACAACAGCAGUGUCAGUGUGAGGAUCAGUUUCUUUGGUCAUGUGAGAUCUGUGAAACAUAUGGUGCAUGCAACAACGACAGUAUAGGAAAUUGUGACUGCAUAAAUGGAAUUCCACCAGAUGGGCAGUUCUGUGAAACAAAUGUCACCGCUGCAUGUCUACCACCAUCGACAGAAAGUGCGCCUACAGGCCCCCCGACAUUAGAAGCGAGGUCGUUGUCAUUCACCAUGAAUAUUGACUUUGAUGAAUCAUACAACGAUGAAAAUAAUGAUGUUUACCAGAUAUGUUUACUUUCUAUUGAAACACAGUCUCGGAUCCACAUCCUGGGUCUACAAUCAGCGGAUCUUUUAGGCUUCAGCGCUGGCAGCACCAUUGCUGACUUUGAAAUUACUGCAAAUACAUCAAUUCAAGACGCAGCUGUUGAUGCACUUCUCAUGGCAAUAUUCAGUGACCUGAGGAACACGUUUCCUGUGGUGUUUGACAGCCCUAGCAACUUAGUAAUUGAACCACCUCGUAUAUUUUUCGAAGACAAUGUGACUGUGACCUGUGGCCCGCCACCAGUGGAGCUAGAUUUACGUAUCACUUCGACAGAGUGGAGACGUGACGGUGUUUUGAUAAAUGAAGACGAUCGACACAGCUUUUCACAAGCUAAUGGAGCGGAAACACUUUUGAUCACAAAUUACUUUUUCACUGACAAUGGACGCUAUCAAUGUCAGCUGUUUGAUGAGGAAUCAAGCUUCCGGCAGGACAGUAAUGGAAGAUUCAAUCGUUUAGAAACACCCACAAUCCAGACAGUUCCUCUCCAAAACACUAUCUUGUGUGAGGUUGGGCAGCAAGUGUCACUACAAUGCUCUGUCCAGGACCCCUACCAGCUGGAGUUUAGAGGCAUCUCAAAUUCAGAAACAGGGCCUGCAAUCCAACAUCAGGUUACAAUCACACAGGCAGACUGUGAUAACCAAGGAUUAAACAUAAUUUGUCAAGUGAUUGAUUUACCUCUAUUCAGACGGGAACUAAGAUUGGUGUUGGUCCUAGAUGGUGCAUUCACGUGUGUUGCUGAUCCAGAAUUUGGAAAUGGAUUUUUAAAUGAUGUGGGUAGAGCUUCUUGUGAAAUAAAUGAGGUGGGAGAGAAGACUGCCAUUUGCAGGGUAAGUGGAGAAUGGGAAGAUCGAGAAGACAACUGCACCCUCCAGAGGAUUGUGGAACUACUCGGCCAAUCUAGGUUUUUGGAUGAAAUUACAUUGCCAGAGUUCCUGGAAGAACUCAGCAAUGUCACUCUCGAACUGAGUCAACAAGUGACUGAAUCUCCUAACAACAUUGAUGCCAUUGUUACAAUUAUCAACAAUGUAGCAACCUUUGUAACAACAUCUACUAUCCAGAUAAGUCAGGUCUCGAUGGAGGAUGUCCUUCUCACUACUGAUGUCCUUACUAGAGAUGAGGCAAGAGAAUCAUGGGACAUUCUUAACCUUGAAGCACUCAUUGAGACCAUAGAAACAAGAAACACCAUUCCCAGAAAUGAGAGUGUCAGCUCAUUAUUGUUGUUUGGUCUUGAGGGUAUAACGAGUAGGCUAAUCAAUGCCUCGCUUAACAUUGAAACGCCUUUGAUUCUCUUGAACAAAACUACAUUCACCAACAGUUUCAAUGGGGAUUUUAAUUCUACAGUGGAGAUAGACAUAGAGGAGUCGAGUGGGCCAACAAACCUCACUGUGAUAACCUUUGAAUCAUUGGAUAAUGUACUUCCUCCAAGAGAUGAGAACAACGCUACAGGGAGGGUAAUCAAUGGGAGAGUCGUACUUGUUCAGUCUGACACCACCGUGGACAAUGUCUCUUUCACAUUUGACAUUAUAGAUGAGACUCUGGGGAACCCUCAGUGUGUGUUCUGGAACUUUACUCUUUUUGAAGGUCUUGGAGGAUGGGACGAUGAAGGCUGCGAGCUAGUUGUCAGAGAUGACGAAACGGUUACGUGUCAGUGUGACCACCUGACUUCAUUUUCAAUCCUAAUGUCACCCUUUGUUCCAAACAGACGUGUGUUGGAUUUCAUAACCUACAUUGGCGUCGGUAUUUCCAUGGCAUCCCUAGUUAUAUGCCUCAUUAUUGAGGCGUUGAUAUGGAAAGAAGUUAGAAAGAAGGACAAAGCACACUUGAGCCAUAUUCCCAUUGUUAACAUUGCACUGUCUCUCCUGAUUGCAAACAUUUGGUUCAUUAUUGGCGCAAGUAUCUCUGAAGGAGAUAAAAAGAAUCCAGAUGCAUGCACUGCUGCUACCUUUUUCAUCCAUUUCUUUUACUUAGUGCUCUUUUUCUGGAUGUUGGCGUCUGCCCUGUUGCUGUUCUAUUUAACAGUCUUUAUCUUUGGUAAUAUUUCUAAAACGACUUUGAUAGCUAUUGGAUUUUCUCUGGGCUAUGGGGCCCCAUUGAUUAUCACUGUCAUUACGAUUGCUGUAACAGAACCGAACAAUGCUUACAUUCAAGAAACUGUGAUCUGCUGGCUCAACUGGGAUAAAUCUCGAGCGCUGCUGGCAUUUGUGAUCCCAGCACUGCUCAUAGUGCUUAUAAACAUCGUAAUUAUAAUUGUGGCGUUGGUUACAAUACUGCAUAGUAAAGGGAUGUCAAUCACUGUACAAAACAAUGACAAUUAUAUUGUGGUGGAGAUUGCUCGGACCUUGGCCAUCCUCACACCCUUCUUUGGAAUAACUUGGAGUCUUGGAGUGGGAACUCUAACUGACCCAACUAAUCUCGGAAUCCACAUUGCCUUCGCCUUCUUCAAUUCUCUACAGGGCUUCUUCAUAUUGGUUUUUGGAACACUCUUAAGCAGACAGGUGCGGUCAUUAAUUUUGGGUCUGAAACCGUCUCAAAAUUCUGGAAGUGGGACAGCGACCACCAGUUUUGGAACCUCAUCAAGUGGAGGGCUGUUUGGGAAGAGGAACAAUAGAAAAAACGGUGGUAACAAUUCAUCAUCGGAUGCCACUGCAUCAUCUCAAGUUGCCAGCUCUUGAUGACCACUGCACUCUACUCUGCUCAGGCUGGCCAAGCAACAGUUUCCAAAUACUGUUUGAAAGCUGAGAGGCAAGCUUUCACACUAAUGCUAAAAGACUUUAAUACUACUAUCCUAUUUUUCUCUUAAUAUCAUUCCAAUUAUUUAGAAAAUUAAAGAACAGGAUUAUUGCUCAACAAAUAUGUGCCUAUUGCUCGAGACAAGUGAGCUAUUUUCUUAUCCUAAACAUUGUUUUUUUUCAUUUCGUAAAAUAACUCAUGGCUGCAUGCGAGUACAGUAACGCCCCACUAUAUCACGUUUCACGCUUCGAGGUCCCACUGCGUUGGCUAGCAUUUACAAAAUAAAUGUUAUUACGGUUGUUACUGUAUUAUGUACAAUAUUUUUGUGUUAGCUGUUGUUCUUGCUCUCUCAAUAUAUUAUACUGUAUAGCUAUCCGUAUGUCUAAAUGUGUUUGUAUUUUUUUGAAGUGUGUUUCAAAAAUGUAAGCGCCAUAAAUGUUAUAAAAAUAUGCCUCAAUAUAAUUUGGGGCACAAUAGUGGUGUAAUAGGGUAUAAUGUUUGCAAAGUAUCUAGUAUCUAGUAUGUUGCGAUAUCCUUGAAAAGGAUGACAAAUGUAAUAGUCCUAAAUAUAUUUAAUUAUUUGACAUUUUGUUUCUGAGAUGUUAAUUUAAUAUAACAGUCAUAUACUAAUAAUAUUACAACUAUUUCAAAUUCUUAAUCAGUAAAAAAUAAUGAUUCUUAUCACAACAGGGCAGAAGGCAGCCAUGCACUUUGGAACAUUAGUAACUGAAAUAAACUAUAACACUAUUGUUUGUUUUCAUGACUUGUAUAAUGAAAUAGUUUUGAUAAACUUGCACUUAUUAUAUUAGAGAUAGAUUAUAGGCCACAUCAUCAUGAGUGUGUUUGUCCAGUAGUCAAUUAUACAGCAGCACAGGUUUAUUUUAUUAAGUGACAGAGGCUCAGAUUUGAUGUGAUGUUUCAUUUUUACCAGAGUAAAAAAUAUUAAAAAGGUAGACAGUAGCUAAUUAUAUUACUCUUUAUGGGUUUGGAUGUCUCUGAUGUUUUAAAUGUUUAAUGUACUGUCAUAUGGAAAAUGGUAAAAGCAGAUAUGCUGACUAAGGGACAUUGCUUGUGUAA
This is a messenger RNA of Phyllopteryx taeniolatus (common seadragon), 4961 nucleotides long. Its product is annotated as adhesion G protein-coupled receptor F5-like. Gene Ontology annotation, cellular component: membrane. Lineage: Eukaryota; Metazoa; Chordata; Actinopteri; Syngnathiformes; Syngnathidae. The record is from RefSeq and is a predicted model, not a curated record. Gene Ontology annotation, biological process: G protein-coupled receptor signaling pathway; cell surface receptor signaling pathway. Bases 140 to 3826 code for a protein of 1228 amino acids. Gene Ontology annotation, molecular function: G protein-coupled receptor activity. The transcript is spliced from 22 exons.